GCGAAGUCAAGUGAACUGCAGCCAAGAAGGAAGUAGCUCCGAUGGCAGAAGGGCCUGCGCCGCGUGAAUCUGCGCCCUCAAAAGGACGUUUGAACGUCAAGCGGUCAGCCUUUCAUUCACCUCUCCUGGAUGCCCUUGACAGUUGGGAACAGCUGCAGGAACUGGAAAAACACUUCCAGAUGGACCCACACCCAGACCUCGGAGCUCAAAGGGUCCUGGCCGCCAGACUCAACCUGACAGAGGAACAAGUUAAGACUUGGUUCACCCAGCGUUCCUUGAAGCAGAAGAUGUGCCUUUGCUCUGCUUGGCUACUAUGGAAGCCUGUCCGCCGUAACCCUUAUCCCUGUGCUUCCAACAAAGCUGGGGGUUGCCGGCCACCAAGCUGUUGGUGCAGGCUCAUUCCCAUCAAUUCCUCGGGGCGAUUUAGCCUGGAUUUUCAGAGGUACAUGACCCACAGAAGGCAGCUAAGGCAAGGUGUGUACAAGUCACGAGAGAGCAGUUGGUGCAGAGUGAUGGUAUUACCUCGCACAGUGAAGCCUCACAUCAGCAGUGCGUCCUGUCAAGACAAGGAGUCUUCCCAAAACAGCCCCGGACUCUCCGAAGCUUUGGAAGCCUUGAAGAAGCUCAGACUCUCUUCUGGGUACCAAAACACAGAUGAUUUCUGAGAAUGUCCUGCUUUGCCUUACCACUCACUCUGGUAUCUGGGGAUGACAGCCUCAUUAAUCCACGCCCAUUUUGGGGGUUCUUGUUGAGGGGGCUGUUGGACUUUCAUGUCUGUGUUAG
Molecule: messenger RNA, 783 nt
Organism: Myodes glareolus (Bank vole)
Lineage: Eukaryota; Metazoa; Chordata; Mammalia; Rodentia; Cricetidae
Product: homeobox protein Crxos-like
Biological process (GO): regulation of DNA-templated transcription
Molecular function (GO): DNA-binding transcription factor activity, RNA polymerase II-specific; DNA binding
Source: RefSeq, a predicted model, not a curated record